Messenger RNA from Anisakis simplex (herring worm), 1569 nucleotides. NCBI's taxonomy places the organism in Eukaryota, Metazoa, Nematoda, Chromadorea, Rhabditida, Anisakidae. The record is from the annotation of a GenBank genome assembly.
AUGGGAGUAUUCGCUAGUUGGGACCCUGGAUGUGAUCCAUUCAAAAUAAUCUACGGAUAUAUGUCGUGUUUAUUACGGAAUGUUCGAUGUUUGCUCUCAUCAUCGAAGCCGUGCUGCUCGGCACUCAUCUCAUCGCUGAAUCCUCGGAGUCUAUCUCAAUCGUCGGUUCAAUAUGCGAAAAAGAAUCGAGGAAGGCGCAAAUUUGUUGAGGCGGUUGUAGUGAAACACACGAAAAGUUCGAAGAAACCCGUUGAUAUUUAUAGUGAUAUGACCAUUAGGUNAUUCAAAAUAAUCGGUAAUUUCAGUGAACUAGCCAGUGUUACGGGUACGACAAAUGAUGAUAUUGCUGAACUACUGUUGCAGAUCGAUCCAAAAAAUGUGGACUUAUUAGGCGAAAAUAAAGUACUUCAAACGGAACUGUCAGCAAAAGUUGCGAAUGCGUUCAACCUGAGACCGCGACUAGUUGCACGUCCCAACGAGGAUAAGCUAGAUCGAAGAAGUGAUCUGCAACAUCAAACGGACGAUGUGUUUCCAUUACCGCCACCAUGUGAAGAGGAUCUGACGCGACGUGCUCCAGUGAUCACAAUAAUGGGUCAUGUGGAUCACGGUAAAACAACACUGCUAGAUUGUCUGAGGCAUUCGCGUAUUGUCGAGUCUGAAUUUGGUGGUAUCACACAGCAUAUUGGAGCCUUUACAGUCAAAGAAAACGAUCAGCAAAUGACAUUUCUGGACACGCCCGGUCAUGCGGCAUUUGCCGAUAUGCGACAACGAGGCGCUAAUUCCACCGAUCUGGUGGUAUUGGUGGUGGCCGCAGAUGACGGCGUGAAGGAGCAAACCGUUCAGUCGAUAGAAUACGCACGACAGGCUGGCGUACCGAUCAUCGUUGCCAUCAAUAAAUGCGAUAAACCGAAUGCGGACCCGAAAAAGACGAAAAGAUCUCUGCUGGAACACGGUAUUGUUGUGGAGGAUUUCCAUGGUGAUGUUCUAGCGGUGCAAAUAUCAGCUCUUCGAGGUGACAACAUCGGUGCAUUGAAGGUGAGUGAGACCGUUGAACGUUUGGAGGAUCUGUGCAAGAGGUUGGAAGAAUUUGAUGCAAUUUUGUUGCAAGCAGAAGAUAUGAAUUUGCGAUCGACAAGUAAAGGACCAGUGGAGGGAGUGGUCAUCGAAUCAACGACUGUUCAAGCCAUAAUCUAUUGUUUCAACACGAAUUUGAAUGCGUCAAUGAGACGUCUGGCAGAACGCUUGAGCGUUACAGUUGAAUCAUUCAACGUAAUCUACCGCUUGGUGGAGGAUUUAAAAUUUCGUCUAUCGGCAUGUCUUCCCGACAAGACCGAACUCAAGCAAGUAGCCGAAGGUCGAAUACUGAAAGAAUUUUUGCUAUCGGAUCGAGGUCGAAAAAAACAACCUAUUGCCGGUAUUCGAGUGGUAGUGACAUCGGCAAAAACGAACCAAGAGGUUGGAGUAGCGUUGGCUGAUAAAAGUGUUCGAUUCGAAACGGAUGAUGUUAUCAACGUUUUUGAGAAGGUCACCGUAAAGCAGACUAUCAAUUGGAACCCUCCAGGAUUCUAA